AUGCAGAGGCUGGAGCUGAAAGAUAUGAAGCUUUGGCUGGGUGUCUGGAUUGAUAAUAAUGCCACCACCAACGACCGCCAGAUGGAGCAGCUGUACGAGAUCGUCCGAGAAACCAAAAACAAAUCCGUCUUCAUGGGUGUCAUCGUCGGAAACGAAGUGCUUUACCGCGGCAAAAACUCCAACUCACCCCUAACCACCACCACCGCACUGGUAAAAUACAUGCAGGAAGUCAAGUCCCAGCUGAAAUCUAUGGGCGCCGAUAUGCCCGUUGCCACCUCUGAUCUGGGCGAUAACUGGACCCCCGAACUGGCCAAGGAAGCCGAUGUCGUCAUGGCGAAUCCCUGA
Messenger RNA from Blastomyces gilchristii SLH14081, 345 nucleotides. RefSeq names its product murein transglycosylase. The coding region runs from base 1 to 345 and encodes 114 amino acids. Gene Ontology annotation, cellular component: fungal-type cell wall; cell surface; extracellular region. Lineage: Eukaryota; Fungi; Ascomycota; Eurotiomycetes; Onygenales; Ajellomycetaceae. The transcript has 2 exons. The record is from RefSeq and is a predicted model, not a curated record. Gene Ontology annotation, biological process: cell wall organization. Gene Ontology annotation, molecular function: 1,3-beta-glucanosyltransferase activity; glucan endo-1,3-beta-D-glucosidase activity.